This is a messenger RNA of Tetranychus urticae (two-spotted spider mite), 2448 nucleotides long. NCBI's taxonomy places the organism in Eukaryota, Metazoa, Arthropoda, Arachnida, Trombidiformes, Tetranychidae. The record is from RefSeq and is a predicted model, not a curated record.
CUGUGUAACAAUCUGUUUUGAAGAUCCUUUCAACCUUACUAUUUUUAGUUUGUCAGUGUAAUUACUAUUAUUAUUACAUUAAUUUCAAGAACAUCAACUUUCACUCCUCUCCUCGCCUCUUCUUUGUAACUCUUUUCUUUCAUAGCUUAUUAAUGAUCAAGUUUUCCAUUUCUCAUCAACUCAACUUGUUCUUCUAGUAUUUUAAAAACUCUUGUUUUCACUCUACAAACGAGCCCAGUUUUAAUCAAACAUCCAAGUCUAAUAUUUUUUCAUAUCAACCAAUCGAUUUAAGAUUGAUUAAUAAUCUUGCUACAACAAUAACUAGUGGCUGAUUUUUACAUUUAUACUACAAACGAUGGAGUUUGUCAAAUGGUGAUUAUGCUUUUUUUGUACCUCAUUCCAUUGGAUUCCGAAACAUUGAUUGGAAAGUAAUUAAUAAAUCCAAUCACGGUGUCACUCAAAUAUAAUUGAAGUUCAACUGCCUAUUUUCACUUUCUCUCGCUCGCUAAUCUGUCUCCUGAAAGUCUUCUCUACUCAGUUCAACAUUAAUUUGAACUUUUAGUUGAAUUUCUUCCGUUCACCAAACCUGAUUGUAUAAUUGUUUCAACCUAAAUCAAGUGGAGCUAAUGAUUAUUGCUGCAAUCAUACAGAUAUACAAAUUAAAUAUUUAUAUUUCAACCUAAGCGUCUCACUGAAUCCACAGACGUGUCGAAGUGAUUUUUCACCAAAGUGCCCUCUUGUUUUGCUUUAGUUGUGUCUGAUUUCUUGAUCAACUUCAUCUCCAUCAUUUAACCAAAAAUCAAACCGGUUCUGGUUGCGUUUCAUUUUUUAUUAAUAGCAACACAUUUCCAAUUGAAAAGCUGACCUGCUUCAGUUCGGAGAAAGUGUUGACUGCUUUCUUCAUUUCUCUUCUUUUUACUUAUUUUACUUUUUUUACUUUUACACUAACGUGUUAGUUUGAUAGUGAAAUUCAGGAAGUAAAUAAUAUCCUCCUGACACAUUAGCUAUCACUUGGCUUUUGGAUAUCAAUCCAUAUCUCUUAAAACAUUGUCCUUUGAUUUUCUCGUAACUUUGAUCAACAAACAUUUCACUCUCUCCUUUGCUCAUCUCGUACUUUUCAUUGGAAGGAUAAUCUCAACAUAUUCACCCUGUGAUAUUAGUUCAUGUGAUUUAUUGGUCGACCAUUGCAUCUUUCUUAUCAAUCUUCAAUCUAGUUAUCAAUAUGCUUCACAAAAUUAAAUCUCAUCUUAGUUCUAUCCUCUCAUCUCAAUUGAUCUGUGCUGUGGGAUAAAAUGUUAAUUUAGUGAAAGAAGCAAGAAAAAAUUACCAACAUCAACAAUCUACUUCCAAAAUGCUCAGGACAAUCGCUGUUAUUUCAAAAGUAUUUAUUGCCUGCUGUACCAAUGUUUUUCUUCUUGAGGCAAUAUCAAGAGAAUCUCCAGGCUCAGCUAACUUAAUUACCUUUUCACAAUUUGCUCUGGUCGCCUUUCAAGGAUUAUUAGUCAAUUACUUUAAAGGAAAACCAAGAGUAAUACCUUUAACGGAAUAUGCAAAAAUGGUGAUAUUGUUCUUUUUUGUUAGCACUGGAAAUAACUUUGCUCUUAAUUAUAAUAUCUCGGUGCCUCUCCAUGUAAUAUUUAAGUCGGGAUCUCUGUUCGCCAAUCUUUUUCUCGGAGUUAUUUUGCUCAAAAGACGUUAUUCUGUAACGAAAUAUACGUCUGUAUUUCUUAUCACAAUAGGAAUCAUAUUAUGUACCAUAUCUUCUUAUAAUGAACCAUUACACAAGAGUAAAAAAGAAUCGGAAGAUUUUCUUUUCACAUGGCUCAUUGGAUUAUCAAUCAUGACUGUCUCACUAUUUACAUCAGCUUUUAUGGGCAUUUAUCAAGAAAAAUUGUAUUCUAAAUACGGGAAACAUCCGCAAGAAGCUCUUUUCUAUUGUCAUCUAUUACCCCUUCCAGGAUUCCUUUUGCUCUGGUCUGACUUAUCCAAACAAAUUGUUGCCUUCAACCGAUCGCCUUUGAUGGCACUUGACUUUUUACCGUUUUUCGGUCACAUAACUGUUCCAAGAUUGUGGAUCUAUUUAUUUCUCAAUGCCUUAACUCAAUAUAUCUGUGUUAGCUCUGUUUUCUCAUUGACAUCAGAGCAUACAUCACUCACUGUAACAUUGGUUGUUACUCUGAGGAAAUUUUUUUCACUCCUCUUAUCUGUUGUAUAUUUCAAAAACUUAUUCACAUUUUACCAUUGGAUUGGUGCAUUUUUGGUAUUCUUCGGAACCCUUCUAUUUAUUGAUAUUCAUAAAAGUGUUUAUCAACUUUUGACUGGAAAUAGCUUUAAGACGAAAAAAUCUUAAACAGGAGAAUAAUUUUCAACCAAAUAAUUUUAAGUUAACAAUUAUAUUUUCUGCUAAAGGUAAACAAGAAUAAAACUGGUUACACUAUAUAAAAAUAA